CUUGUUAUACUCGCUGUGGUGAAUAUAUUUGCCGAUGUCACUUCAGGCGGCGCGGUGUGCGGAAUAUCAACAACAAUUGCAGUUUCGGUCUGAACAAGAGGAACAAGGCGACUUGGAGGAGAUGAAGUUGAGCAUAGACGGACUCCUUGUGUAUUUCCCAUAUGAGUACAUCUACCCAGAGCAGUAUGCCUAUAUGCUGGAGCUCAAGAGGACACUGGAUGCAAAGGGGCACUGUCUCCUGGAAAUGCCUUCCGGUACAGGCAAGACUGUCACCAUUCUCGCCCUUGUGGUCGCCUACAUGCUGGAGAAUCCCCACAAGAUCCGGAAGCUGGUCUACUGUUCGCGAACGGUGCCAGAAAUUGAGAAAGUCAUGGCAGAAUUGAAGCAACUUGUGAAAUACUACGAAGAGCAUGCCAUUGAGGAGUCUAACAUUCUCGGCAUUGUGCUGAGUUCGCGUAAAAACACUUGCAUCCACUCAGAGAUUAGUCGCGAGCGCGAGGGAAAGAUUGUCGACGCCAGAUGCUAUGGAUUGACCGCGAGUUACGUUCGCGAAAGGAGGAAGUAUGACGACUCCAUUCCCUCGUGUCAAUACUACGAGGGAUGGGACAUGGAGGGGAAGGAGUCACACAUUCCCACGGGAAUUUAUGCCCUGGAUGAUCUCAAGGAGUUUGGCAGACAGCGCAAUUGGUGUCCCUACUUCAUGGCCAGAUAUCUAAUAAUGCACGCGCAAAUAGUCGUCUACAGCUACCAUUAUUUGCUAGAUCCGAAGAUAGCUGAGAUUGUCUCCAAGGAGAUCCCCAAGGAAGCCGUCAUCAUCUUCGAUGAGGCCCACAAUAUUGAUAAUGUGUGCAUCGAUUCGAUGAGCGUGAAAAUCAAUCGCCGAACCAUCGAGAGAGGAACAAAUGGUCUCAACACAUUGGAGAAGACAAUAAGCAGCAUUAAGGAGACCGAUGUGAAGCGUCUCACGAGUGAAUAUCAGAAACUCGUGCAGGGACUGAAGGAGACUACAGAAGCGCGCGAGAACGAUCAGAUGUUGGCCAAUCCUGUUCUGCCGGAUGAGAUUCUGCAUGAAGCAAUCCCAGGAAAUAUACGAACAGCCGAUCACUUUAUCGGCUUCCUGAAGCGCUUCGUUGAGUAUCUGAAGACGCGAUUGCGUGUUCAGCAUGUGGUACAGGAGUCAUCGGCUGGCUUUCUCAAGGAUUGCCAAACGAAAGUGUGCAUCGAGCGGAAACCGCUGAGAUUCUGUGCAGAACGUCUGGCAUCAUUGCUGAGAACACUUGAGAUUACAGACAUGACGGAAUUCGGAGGACUUAUUGUGAUAACACACUUCGCCACUCUCGUGUCAACGUACACAAAAGGCUUUACUAUAAUCAUUGAGCCAUUUGAUGACAAAACACCAACAGUUUCCAAUCCCAUUCUCCACUUCAGUUGUCUGGACUCAUCAAUAGCCGUUCGACCGAUCUUUAAUCGCUUCCAAAGUGUCGUCAUCACAUCUGGAACACUGUCGCCCAUGGAUAUGUAUCCGAAGAUCCUCGACUUCGAUCCGGUCAUCAUGAGCUCCUUCACAAUGACCCUCGCUCGUCCCUGUCUUCUGCCCAUGAUCGUGUCCAAGGGCAACGAUCAGGUUGCCAUCUCGUCCAAGUUUGAGACGCGUGAAGACUCGGCAGUGAUCAGGAAUUACGGGCAGUUGCUCGUGGAGACGGCCAAGACCGUUCCGGAUGGCAUUGUGUGCUUCUUCACGUCGUACUUGUAUCUGGAGUCCGUGGUGGCGGCGUGGUAUGAUCAGGGCAUUGUGGACACUCUGCUGAGGCACAAGUUGCUCUUCAUCGAGACACAGGACAGCGCUGAGACGUCUUAUGCCCUCAUGAACUAUGUGAAGGCGUGUGAGUGCGGACGCGGUGCUGUUCUUCUGGCUGUGGCCAGAGGAAGAGUGUCAGAAGGAGUGGAUUUCGAUCAUCAUUUGGGCCGCGCUGUCCUCAUGUUCGGCAUUCCCUAUGUGUACACCCAAUCGCGCAUCCUCAAGGCGCGCCUCGACUAUCUGCGCGAUCAGUUCCAGAUACGCGAGAAUGACUUCCUCACAUUUGACGCCCUUCGACAUGCAGCGCAGUGUGUUGGUCGAGCCAUUCGCGGGAAGACGGAUUACGGCAUAAUGGUGUUCGCUGACAAGAGAUUCUCGCGCCAGGACAAGCGUGGAAAGCUGCCCAAGUGGAUUCAGCAGCAUCUCACCGACAAUUACUGCAAUCUGAGCACAGAGGAGGCAAUGCAACUGGCCAAGCGCUGGCUCCACAUUAUGGCGCAGCCCUUCACCAGAGAAGAUCAAUUGGGCGUCUCUCUGCUGACGCUGGAGCAGCUGGAGAACACGAAGAAGGAGAAACUGGAGCAACAGGCGCAAGGCGACGCCAUGGAUGUCUCUUGAACCUCUGUGUUGUGUGUUCUCUGUCUAUUUUCCAUGAAGCGAAGUGAAAAUACAGCCAUUAAGCGUGCGAGAAAAACAUGUGACAAUUCUCUUCAUCAAGCGCAACACAAUGGAGAGGAGCAGUAAAAGGGUUUUCAAGAGAGAUUUAACAACUUCAACCGGUUUCCUCAGCCAGAGAGACACACUCCAUCUCCAGAGCCACACAAGACAAAUCCACCAGCAAAGCUGUACAAGAGGCA
Molecule: messenger RNA, 2655 nt
Organism: Phlebotomus argentipes
Lineage: Eukaryota; Metazoa; Arthropoda; Insecta; Diptera; Psychodidae
Gene: Xpd
Product: general transcription and DNA repair factor IIH helicase subunit XPD
Exons: 6
Coding region: 35-2416 (793 amino acids)
Biological process (GO): nucleotide-excision repair; transcription by RNA polymerase II; positive regulation of mitotic recombination
Cellular component (GO): nucleus
Molecular function (GO): DNA helicase activity; ATP binding; hydrolase activity, acting on acid anhydrides, in phosphorus-containing anhydrides
Source: RefSeq, a predicted model, not a curated record